Molecule: messenger RNA, 1960 nt
Organism: Ochlerotatus camptorhynchus
Lineage: Eukaryota; Metazoa; Arthropoda; Insecta; Diptera; Culicidae
Product: juvenile hormone esterase-like
Exons: 4
Coding region: 48-1724 (558 amino acids)
Source: RefSeq, a predicted model, not a curated record
AAUUCUAUCUUAUUUCAGUCGUUGCAGUCGAACACUUUGGAAGGAAAAUGUUACUGCUCAGGAUUUCAUUCCUGCUGAGCAUCACCGUGAUACUCGUUUCAACAUCCGAUACUUCUGGACCACGAAUUUGCAUCGAGGACGGAUGCCUCCUGGGAAAGGACUUCCACAGUCAAAAGGGUAAGCUAUACGAAGCAUUCCUGGGCGUUCCUUACGCCAAACCACCGAAAGGGGAGCUCCGCUUCAAAAAUCCACAGCCGAUAGAAACGUGGACCGGAGACUACGAUGCCACAUUCGAACGCAGCAAAUGUGUCCAGAAGAAUGAUCUGUGGAUCGAUCAGGAGGUGGAAGGAGACGAAGAUUGCCUUUACAUAAAUGUGUACAAACCGAAACACCCCAAGCACGCCAAGCUAGCAGUAAUGGUCUACAUUCAUGGCGGCGGAUAUUUUUCCGGAUCAGCAUCGAAAGGAGAAUUCGGACCGGAUAGGUUCAUGGAUACCGAGGAAGUCGUUCUGGUGGUGAUGCAAUACCGACUGGGUGUUUUCGGCUUUCUGUCGACCGGAGAUCAGGCAGCUACGGGGAAUUUCGGACUCAAAGAUCAGAAUGCUGUACUGAGAUGGGUUCAGAAGAAUGUGAAUCAGUUUGGCGGGGAUGCGGAAUUGGUGACCCUAUUCGGUCAAAGUGCUGGCGGAGCCUCCGUACAGAUGCAGAUGGUGAGUCCGUUGAGUAAGGGUUUGUUUGCCCGUGCUUGGAGCUUGAGUGGAAGUGCGCUGGGAUUUUGGACAAAGCCCAAUGAGAAUCCACUGAGCAUUGCUCGCGAGCAAGCCAUGGCAGUUGGAAUAGCUUCAGCUGAGAGUAUGUCUUCGGAAGAAUUGGUUGCGGCAUUGCGACAGGUCGACGCUGUAAAGCUUGGCAAAAGUAUCGACAAACUCAAGUUCUGGCACGUUUUCCCGCUGGUCCCAUACCGUCCAGUGGUUGAACGGUAUGUGGAUAACGAAACCUUCAUCAGUGAAGAUCAGCGUGUACUUUGGGCUAGGGGUGAUUACCUUCAAGUACCUUGGACCGCGUCAUUCGUUCCAAACGAGGGAGCCUUCGCAUCGCUGGCUCUCAUCGCUAAUCAAACUCUACUGGACCAAUUGAAUGAAAAUGCAGGUUCCUAUCUGCUCCGUAUUCUGGGGUGCACAGACAGUGAGAAAGCCCGACAAUUGCUGAAAGAGCAUUACUUCUCUGACGGAUCCGAGGACCGAUGGAUUACCGAAAACAAUAAACAUCACAUCCAAGAUAUUUUCAGUGAAUCCUACAUCACUUACUCCUUAGCACAAGGUGUUCUACAACACAUUGCUCUCAAAAAGCCUAAUAAGAGCCCCAUCGAUGUACGUAUCUUCAGUUUCGCUGGACGUUACUCGCAUUCGAAAUAUUUCUCCAAGACCGACGAAAAUUUCGGAGUAUGCCAUUCAGACGAUCUACUCUACCUGUUUAGAGCCAAGGAUCUUUUCCCCGAUUUUAAGUUGAACUCCCACGAAUACUCAAUGGCCGAAAAAUUAGUCGAUGAAUAUGUUCGCUUUGCUUACGAUGGGUUGAAGAUUCGAAACUGCCAACAAAAUCCAUGUUCUAUUCUCGAAUACACCAACUCGGAAGAUCACGAGCUACCAUACCAGCUGAAUGAAGUGACAGGAUUUGAUGAAGAAAUGAUCAAGUUCUGGACUGAAUUCUAUUCGACCUGCUAAACAACCACCACGACAAGGAUUUCGGAUCGUUUUUGAGCACGGAAAUGAACCCAACUUUUAAAACGAAUUUGUAUUAAAACUCUUAAUACGAUAUUUGACUUUCACAAAAGUCUUCGAUUGUCCUCACGAUUAAACUCGUAGUCUGUCCUGGUAUAUCGUCAACAAACUCCUAUCAACUAUCACUGUUCGAUUAAAAAUAUACAGAUAACUCAUUUUGAUCAUAUUUCCUCAUCUCA